Molecule: messenger RNA, 597 nt
Organism: Pecten maximus
Lineage: Eukaryota; Metazoa; Mollusca; Bivalvia; Pectinida; Pectinidae
Product: glycosyltransferase-like protein gnt13
Exons: 2
Coding region: 1-597 (198 amino acids)
Source: RefSeq, a predicted model, not a curated record
AUGACUUGUAACAUGCGCUGUCCGACCAAUGACCUUUGUGACCUUCAUGAUAAACCAACGAAACCGGCAUUUAUUCAAGGACCGGCAACCUAUUUCAUAAACUAUACAAGUUAUCUAAAUAACAACGACGACGAUGGCGACGACGACAGUAACAACGACGGCGACAACGACAGUGACAACGACAAUAGCAUUAACAAUGACGACGACAAUAACAAUAACAAUGACGACGACGACACCAAUAACAAUUUUGACGACGACAACAACAAUAACAAUGACGACGACGACAAUAAAAAUGACGACCACGACGACAAUAAUCAUAACAAUAACGAUGACGAUGUCAAUAACAAUAACAAUGACAACAACAAUGAAAACGACGUUGACAAUACAAUUAAGAAUGACGGCGACGACAACAACGACAAUAACAAUGACGAUGACGACAAUAACAAUGACGACAAUAAAAAUAACAAUGACGUCGACAGCAGCAAUAACAAUGACGACGACAAUAACAACGACGACAACAACAUUAACAAUGACGACGAAGAUGACAAUAACAACAACAAUGUAGCAUGGUACUCGCGCGGCAAUACUUCUAUUUAA